Messenger RNA from Aspergillus calidoustus, 738 nucleotides. NCBI's taxonomy places the organism in Eukaryota, Fungi, Ascomycota, Eurotiomycetes, Eurotiales, Aspergillaceae. The record is from the annotation of a GenBank genome assembly.
AUGUCCCCAACCAACAUCGUCCUCAUCACCGGUGCGAACCGCGGCAUCGGAUACGGCGUCGCUCGCAACCUCGCAAAGCAGCACCCCGAUUACCUCGUCAUCAUCGGGAGUCGAGACGCAGUAAAGGGACAAGAAGCCGCAUCCGCUCUUAAUGCCGAGGGUCUGACAUCGGUCACAAGUGUUGAGAUCGACGUCACCUCGGACGAUUCCAUUGCAGCCACCAAAGUCUACAUUGAAGAAAAGUACCAGCGCGUCGAUGUUCUGAUCAACAAUGCCGGAAUCGCACUCGAUAUCAAAGACCGUGGAAAGUAUCCGCUCCGCGAGAUGAUGCAGCGGACAUACGACGUGAACGUUUUUGGUGCAGCGUCCGUGACACAGGCGUUCAUACCAUUACUCGAGAAAUCCGAGAAUCCGCGGAUCGUAUUUACGUCUUCGACGGUUGGCUCGCUGGCACGGGCCUCUGACCUAACGAACCCGUGGGCUACAGCGCCGAUUCCGGCGUAUAGCACCAGCAAGGCGGCGCUGAAUAUGCUCAUGGUGUACUAUGCGAAUAUCCUCCGGGAAAAGGGAUUCAAGGUCAAUGCGUCGUGCCCGGGACAUAUUGGGACCGAGUUGAAUAGCUACCGGGGCACUGGGACUGUGGAUGAGGGGGCAGCGAAUCUGGUUCGACUGGCGGUGCUUGGGAAGGAUGGAGAGACUGGCACAUUCUCUACUUCUCACGGUCCCCGGCCGUGGUAG